This is a messenger RNA of Cinara cedri, 2578 nucleotides long. The record is from the annotation of a GenBank genome assembly. Lineage: Eukaryota; Metazoa; Arthropoda; Insecta; Hemiptera; Aphididae.
AUGACAUCUUCUAAAGUGAAAUAUUCCGGAGGUAAAAUAGUCCCCCGUUCGGAUCUCCGGGUGGGGACUACUGAAGAAGAAGGAAAUGUUAAGAGUUGGAGAAGAAUAGCUACUUGGAACGUUAGAACUAUGUUGCAAUGCGGGAAACUUGAAAACUUGAAAAUAGAAAUGGCAAGAAUGAAGAUGGAUAUCCUUGGCCUGUCAGAAAUGAGAUGGCCAAGAGCUGGAGAUCUAUGGAGUGGGGAAUAUAGGUUGAUACAUACAGGAACAGCGGAGAAUAACCCAGGAAUUGGAGGGGUAGGCAUAAUAAUGAGUAAGGCUAUUGGGAAAAAAGUUAAAGGAUUUGUACAGUACAACGAAAGAAUAAUAUUAGUCAAAAUCGAAACGAAACUUAAGGAUACAAUCAUAGUCCAAGUCUACAUGCCUACUUCUAAUAGCAGCGAGAGGGAAUUGGAAGAAGUCUAUGAAGGAAUAGAGAAAGUUAUUGAAAAAGUUAAAGGAGAUGAAAAUCUUAUCAUUAUGGGUGAUUGGAACGCUGUUGUAGGAGAAGAAAGCCUAGGGCGCAUAAUAGGAAAUUAUGGCCUAGGAAACCGAAAUGAAAGAGGAGACAGAUUAAUAGAUUUCUUUUCAAACCACGAGUUAUUAAUAACGAAUACCUACUUCAAACACCAUCCAAGAAGAAGGUAUACAUGGAAAAUGCCGGGAGACAUAAAUAGAUAUCAAAUUGAUUAUAUUAUGGUCAAGAAGAGAUUUAGAAACCAAGUAAAAGACUGCAGAAGCUACCCAGGAGCAGACAUAGAUAGUGACCAUAACUUGUUAAUGAUGAAAAGUAACCUAAAGUUCAAGAAAAUAGUAUCAAGGAAAAACAAUGAUCGAUGGCAUAUAAAUAAAUUAAAAGAAGAAAAGGCAAAUGAUAAGUUUAAAGAACUUACAAACGACAUAAGUAUAAAUGAGAGAACCGAUAUAAACAAUAGGUGGGGUAUCAUAAAGAGCACAGUGACAGAAGCAGCAUCAAAGACUCUGAAAGAAAAUAAAACGACAGUACCUAGGAAAAAAUGGAUAACAACAGAGAUAGCAAGUAUGAAAGAAGAAAGAAGAAAGCUUAAGAAUGGAACUACUUUUGAAAGUCAGCGCAAAUAUAGAGAACUAAGAAAUCUUGUAAUACGAAAAUCAAAAGAAGCAAAGGAAACAUUUUUAAAAGAAAAAUGCAAAAAAAUAGAGGUACAAAUGAGGAAUGGUAGCAGAGAUGCAGCGUAUAAAUCAGUUAAAAAUUUCUUCAACGAUUAUAAACCAAAUAGGGGGGCAAUAGAGGAUAAUAACGGAGUAAUUAUUUACGAAGACAUACAGAGAGGGGACGUAUGGAAGAAGUAUCUUGAACAGCUAUAUGAGGGGCCAGAACUCACAGGACAAGAAAUAGAGCAUGAAGAAGUAAUGGACAAUAGCUCAAAUUAUAGAGUUUUGUGAGAAGAAUUUGAAAAGCACUUAAAGAUUUAAAAAAGAAGAAGGCAGCAGGAAUUGACGAAAUCCAAGCAGAACUUUGGAAAGAAUCUGGCGAAAGCAUGCGUAGUGAGCUUUUUAAACUCUUAAAGGAAAUAUUCAACUCAGGAGAACUUCCUCUAAACUUUACUAAGUGUAAGAUUAUUCCUAUUCCGAAAAAAGCAACCGCAAACAAAUGUGAUCAGUACCGUACAAUUAGCUUGCUGACACACGUGUCAAAAAUACUGACAAUAAUCAUAUUAAGAAGAAUGGAAUAUACGAUUGAAGCCAUAUUGUCAGAAGACCAGUUUGGGUUCAGAAAAAAUAUGGGUACAAGGGAAGCAAUAUUGGCUUUAAGAAUAAUUAUUGAGAAAAGAAUUAGAAAAGAUAAGCCUACAUACAUAGCUUUUGUUGAUAUAGAAAAAGCGUUCGACAAUGUCAACUGGGCAAUAAUGUUCAAGAUACUCAAAAGAGCGGGUAUAGAAUACACUGAAAGGAGACUACUCUUUAAACUAUACCAGAAGGAAACAGCUGUUAUACGAUUUGGUGAAACUGAGGAGAAGCACGCAUAAGAAAAGGAGUAAGACAGGAUUGUAAUCUCUCACCUAGCAUAUUCAACGCAUACAUCCAAGAGGCAAUUGACAUAAUAAGAGAGAAAAUACAAGUGGGUAUAAAGAUAAAUGACAGGAAAAUUGAUAUGCUACGGUUCGCAGAUGAUAUAGCAGUCAUAGCGGAAAAUAAAGAAGAAUUACAAAGGAUGCUGAGAUGUAUGGAAGAAACUCUGCUCAAUGAACUGAGCAUGAAAAUAAAUACGCAAAAGACCAAAGUUCUCGUGUGCAGCAGAAACAAUAAUAUUACGACAAGAAUACAUCUGCAAAAUAACCAAAAAAUUAAGAAAGUAGAAGAGUUCGCAUACUUGGGAAGCAUAAUAAGUAAAGAUGGUAGAAGUAAAAAAGAAAUAGUUAAGCGAAUAUGCCAAGCUAAGAUAGCAUUUAACAAAAAAAGUGGACUUUUUACUUCAAAAAGUAUUAGCGUACGCACCAGAAUAAAUCUUCUGAUGACAUACGUAUGGAGUAUAAUGCUGUAUGACAGCGAAACGUGA